AGGAAGUGAGCACAUGUGAAACCCACUUAGAUUUAUUUGCCAAAGGGGCCUGCACAAAAAUUGUUUUCUCACUGAAGCAAGAUGAAACUCCUUAUCGUAGGAUCGCUGAUCUUUAAUGCGUCAGUCCUCUUGUGCAUUUUUGGAGAUGUCAUGAAGAUCGACACGACUGGAGCGUCCGAGCAAACGGCUCGGCAAGAUAAACUCACUGUAAAGGGGGUGGAAGCUUCAUAUAAACUGGCUGCUCAUGAUUUGAAGAGGAUGAACCAGUACAAGAGCAUCAUCAUGAAUGUUGCUAGAGCAAAGCAAAUGGACCCAGCUGUGAUCGCAGCUAUAAUCUCCAGAGAAUCGAGGGCUGGAGCAGCGCUUGUUGAUGGCUGGGGAGACCACGGCAAUGCCUUUGGACUUAUGCAGGUUGACAAACGUUACCACAAACUGAGGGGAACCUGGAACAGUGAAGAGCAUGUGACACAAGGCACCGAGAUUCUGAUUGACGGUAUAAGAGCAAUUCAGCGAAAAUUCCCUAAAUGGCCCAAGGAGCACCAGUUUAAAGGGGGAAUCUCGGCCUACAACGCUGGAGUAGGAAACGUCCGCACAUAUGAGGGCAUGGACAUUGGGACCACAGGAAAUGAUUAUGCCAAUGAUGUAGUAGCCAGAGCCCAGUGGUUCAAACGCAACGGCUACUGAGCAACAUUCCUAUUUCCCAUGUAGUACUGCACACUCAUGUAACCACACUUUAAUAAAUCCUUACUUCACAUUGA
Molecule: messenger RNA, 758 nt
Organism: Neoarius graeffei (lesser salmon catfish)
Lineage: Eukaryota; Metazoa; Chordata; Actinopteri; Siluriformes; Ariidae
Product: lysozyme g-like
Exons: 5
Coding region: 82-684 (200 amino acids)
Biological process (GO): peptidoglycan catabolic process; defense response to Gram-positive bacterium
Cellular component (GO): extracellular region
Molecular function (GO): lysozyme activity
Source: RefSeq, a predicted model, not a curated record